Molecule: messenger RNA, 558 nt
Organism: Musa acuminata subsp. malaccensis (wild Malaysian banana)
Lineage: Eukaryota; Viridiplantae; Streptophyta; Magnoliopsida; Zingiberales; Musaceae
Source: RefSeq, a predicted model, not a curated record
ACCCAUGAGUUCCUGAUUGGGGGAUAUCGUUCGACGGCGAUGGCUUCGUCUGCUUCGCGAGCGGAGGUGCUCUCGUUGUUCCGCUCGCUCCUCCGCACGGCGACGAAGUUCUCCGACUACAACAUACGGGAGUACGCGAAGAGGCGUGCGAUCGAUGGGUUCCGUGACAACCGGGGUCUCACCGAUCCCUCCUCCAUCGUUGCGGCUUUCGCCGACGGGAAGUCCCAGCUCGAGGUCGCAAAGAGGCAGGCGGUGGUGUACUCUCUCUACGCCCCGAGGAUAAAAAGCGUCAUGGAGGCCGAGAGCCCGUGAAGCACUCGGUCGAAAGGCAGGUUCCUUCAGGCAAUUCUAUUUUCAUGAAAUCAAGACGAGAACAGAGACUCGGUUUGUGUUUCCUCCUGAUUAAGAAAUAUUUAUUAUGUAUGUGAUACACUGGAAAACUCUGGUCUUUCUUUUGAAGAUAGAACCAUAAAUUAGAGCUGUUAACUGUUUUACUGUAUCCAUUGGUUAUGAAUUUUUGCCUCUUCUCAACUGGAAUGAAUUUUAUAUUUUGGAUCA